AUGGCGGAACUCGCGGGACAUCUUUUGCUACGCGUGUGGGUGAGUCCUAUCCCUCCGGAGCUAGGGAAGCUUGGUGCGUUGAAGACACUCGCACUCAGCGGCAACAAGUUAGAUGGUCCCGUUCCGCCGGCGCUGGGAAAGCUCGCAGCGCUUCGAAAUCUGUACCUCUACGGGAACCAGCUAAGCGGUCUUAUCCCUCCGGAGCUAGGGAAACUUGGCGCCUUGAAGGGACUCAAUCUCAGCAUCAACAAGUUAGAUGGGCCCAUCCCAUUGGAGCUGGGGCACCUUUCAGCACUGGAGGAGCUCGCCCUUUCCGGCAACCAGCUAAGCGGUCCCAUUCCGCCGGCGCUGGGAAAGCUCGCAGCACUUCAAGCUCUGUACCUCCACCAGAACCAGCUAAGCGGCAACAUCCCGCCAGAGCUAGGAGAUCUCCGACAGCUGCAGUGGCUGCGGCUCAGCGCGAACCACCUUACAGGAUUGCGCGUAUGCGAUUGGCUGCGGUCAAUAUCUCGUCGCGUUCCCGGUAACGACGUCAUUCUGGUCGCUACCAAGUGUGACUUGGUGAGCGGCGUUGAGGAAACUGGACAAAGAAUAGAGCUUGCCUGUAGGACGUGGCUUUCGAGCUGGGUUCGCAAUGGUAUGAACCCCGUCCGGCUGGAGCCCCACGUUUCCCUCACGAGUUGCUUCCCGAUAGGAGUUGGUGAGCAUGGCGAGAGUAGCACUGGGAGUAAUGCGUCGAAGCAGGGUUGGGCGUGCGACUGGCGAGACGUGGAAGACGAUAACCCCUCGCCCAGUUUGCUGUACCGGCUCAUCAACAAGCCAGACGAAGGUGGGCCCCGAGGCGUCCAGAAUGUACUUCCUCGCAGCUGGGAUAUCGCCCUGACUUUCCUGGAUUCUCUCGAGCACGGACGAGAUCCGAUGGAGAUGGUGUUGCACAAGUCCCCCAACAGUGACAGAGGUGCGACGGAAACAGCAGUAGGCAAGACAACCGCGUAUCAGGGGAUCACGGUUGAGGAACUCAGCGCCAAAUGGCAGGAAACAGUUGAUGAGCUUAGGAGGAGAACGAUCACGGUCACAAACGCCGAGAAUGCUUUGGAAGGAGCUCUCUCGAUCAGGGAGUUCGACGGAUUCCUCGUUCGCCACGAGAAAUUUGUCUUUCUCGAUGUCGUUUUGCUGGCGAAAAUCCUCAAGCCCUUACUCAACCACAAGGACCAAGAGGCCUUUGACGGCCAUGUGUAUCUUGGGGACACGGACGACACACGCAUCACGCUCGACGAUCCAUCAGACAUCGCUUCGUGGGACAGGCUCAAGGAGGGUGUGCUUGAACCCAGGUUGGCGGAUGCCAUGUGGCCGGAUGGUCUGUCCGAGUAUGUGCUGCGGACUCUGGCAUCGUUGGGUCUCACUUUCCCACUCGAAAACGAUCCUGCUGAAGGCCUGGUAGUUCUGUUGAGGCUAAAGCCACACCGCCCCGAGAGUUCGGGCAAAGUAAUCGAUACCUUCUGCUCGGGACUCACCCCGGCAUUCCGCGCCAGUUGGAAGAUCUUCCUGGGUGUACCGCCGGGUGCGGUCGAAAAGGUGUUGACGCGGUGCUGCGGUCUUCGUGGUGUGCAAACAUUCUGGCGAUAUGGGGUGCUUGUGCAUGGCGGCCUCGGCGUCCGAGAUGAGCGCAGGACAUUUGCUGUGGUCGUGGAAUACUCGUCCAUCGAUAAUGAGCUUGUUGCUCAAAUUUUCGGCGAUAUCAGCACCCCAGGGCCGUGGAUGGCGAUGUCAUACGUGAUGUCUGCCGUGAGCUUGAUGCUGGUGGAUUUUCCAGGACUGCGCUGGAAAGGCUCUCUGAAAUGUCCUCAGCAUGGCGACGGGAUGCUCUUUGCGAACAAGGCGACAAGAGAUGGAGACAAAUUUCUGGAAGGCAGUAGAUGCCCACAAUGCAGUGCCGAUACGGGAGGGCUCGGGGACGCGGCUAUCGAUCUCUUGCGGUUAGUGGACAUCCGACUGGACCGAGACGUGAUUUUCAACGAGGUGAAGGCGAGGUUCGACGACCUGAAGAGUCAGUACUGCUUCGCUUGCCCGGCGCAGGAUCCCUCCAGGCAGGAGGGCGAGUUGAUUCGAGAGAUCGUGGCCACAGCUGUGAAGGGGGGAUUCGCCGAGGUGGAAGAGGAGAUCAACAACUUGAAGGUUGAGAUGAAGGGAGGAUUCAACGAGGUGAAGGGUGACACAAAGGGAGGAUUCAACGAGGUGAAGGCGGAGGUGAAGGCGGGAUUCACUGAGGUUGAAGGAGGAUUCACCAGCAUGAAGGGUGAGAUGAAGGAAAUAUUCGACGAGAUGAAGGGUGAGGUCAAGGGAGGGUUCGACGACACCAAUACCGAGUUGCGUGACGUGAAGGACGAGGUGGAGGGAGGAUUUGGUGACACCGUGGCUGGGUUGCGUAAAGUGAAGCAGGAGGUGCAGGACGGGUUCGGCACGAUGCAGGGAACCCUGGACAAGGUGCUAGAGAGCACCCAGGAAAGCCUCAUGCGCCUCACGGACUUGCAGACCCCGAACUACCGUUACCCUCGCCUUGUGGUCGUCAAGGAGGCUGGAAUUGGUGACAGAUCUUUGAGGGCCACAGGGUGGAAGAGGUUUCUUCCGAGCAAACUUCGUGGCGUGGGGAAGAAGGACAUGACACUUCAUUUCUUGUGCCCGGUCGACAUGACUAAGGUGCCGUGUGGCUAUGGUGGUGACGGCUAUCGAUUUCAGGAGACCCGUGCCUGGGUGAAGGAAAUAUCGCCUGUGCUUCAGGUAGCCGUGGUGACCGCGAAGGUGGCGCUGAACGCAACGACAGGGCUGAACGUGGAUAUCUCGGAUUUCCUGAAGGACUUGAAAAAUGGGUUGGUCGAGGAGCUAGUAGACCGCACUCUCGACGAGGACGCACUGCUUCAUGCUGUUUUGGGUGAGGACAGCAUCGGCGCAGAUUUGCAAAGGGACACGAGGGCCUCGUAUGAAGCGCUCAAGGUUUUCAUGGAAAACGAGGAACGCAGGAGGGAGGAGAUGAAGCGUCACAGCGACGGUAGGGGCGGGAUGGUGUGGGUCCGGAACGACAACGUUCAAAAAUGGUUGGAUUCCCAUUCGACUGCUGCUCCAACUCGCUAG
Molecule: messenger RNA, 3129 nt
Organism: Ectocarpus siliculosus
Lineage: Eukaryota; Phaeophyceae; Ectocarpales; Ectocarpaceae
Source: the annotation of a GenBank genome assembly